AUGUCUCAUCAAUACCAUUUCGACGUUGCUAUGUCAUGCUCAGGGUGUUCCAAUGCUAUAAGCAGAGUGUUAAAUAAAUUGGAUGGUGAUAAUAAGAUUGAUGUUUCUUUAGAAAAGCAGACGGUCGAUAUAACCACAGAUAAAGACUACGAUACCAUUUACAACACCAUUGCAAAAACAGGCAAGAAAAUUAAUGAUGGUAAGGUUAUACAAUAG
This is a messenger RNA of Debaryomyces hansenii CBS767, 216 nucleotides long. It is a transcript of the gene ATX1, whose product is annotated as copper metallochaperone. Lineage: Eukaryota; Fungi; Ascomycota; Pichiomycetes; Serinales; Debaryomycetaceae. Gene Ontology annotation, cellular component: cytosol. Gene Ontology annotation, molecular function: metal ion binding; copper chaperone activity. Gene Ontology annotation, biological process: copper ion transport. Bases 1 to 216 code for a protein of 71 amino acids. The record is from RefSeq and is a predicted model, not a curated record. The transcript has a single exon.